CACAGUUGUGAAUGGUGGUCGUCAUUUUCACGCAGACUACCCUCCAUUGAUGAUCAUCCAUUCACACUCAUCUUUCCUCGAUCCAUCCAUAUUUCUUCAUCUCUCUUUCUGAUUUUGUGUCAACGAGGUACAGAUCCAUGGAGAUCAUCAGCUUUUUUGUUGUUUUUGCUUCGAAGAGCAUUAAAAAAGCUUGAAUCACUUGUCUUUUCGUCAUUGUUGAUCUUCUCUCUGAUCUCGUCUUAAGACGCCAUUGGAGCUCGAUUUAGAGAGAGGAAAUUGAUCGAACGAGUUCGAAUUCGAGAAGGAAAAAUGCAACGAGAUGAUUCAUCGACGUAUUCUACCUCAACGAUGAAUAUGAACCCUAAAUUUCCUGAUCAGCAAGAGCAUCUGAAAUGUCCACGAUGCGAUUCGAUCAACACGAAGUUUUGUUACUAUAACAACUAUAAUCUGUCACAGCCUCGCCAUUUCUGUAAGAAUUGCCGGCGAUAUUGGACCAAAGGCGGUACGCUUCGUAACAUUCCGAUCGGCGGCGGAACACGGAAGAACACUAAACGCUCCUUGAACUCAAACAAACGCGGCGGUGCUCAUUCUUCUUCUUCUUCCUCCACUUCUCCGGCGGUGCUGGCGCCACCAGUAGCACAACCGAAACCGGAAGUUUCAGGGAUGUACGGCCGGUAUGGUGAUGAUCGGAUGGACGGAGGCGGUGGAAGUUUCAGCUCGCUGUUGGGAUCGCCUCCUGGAGGACAGUUUGCGAAAUUAUUGAUGGAUGGUCUGAGUCCGAAUCUGGUGGAUGGAUCCGUUGAAGAUGGUUUGAUCCGAAAUCCAUCUGCAGAGGAAUUUGAGAGUAAUUUCUUGAGGAUGAACCAUAAAACCAGUAAUCAAAUUGAAGGUGCAGGAGGAGGAGAAUCAAGCUACUAUAAUCAGAGAGAUAAUGGAUGGCCUGAUCUUUCCAUUUACACACCAGGUUCGAACUUCCAUUAG
This is a messenger RNA of Cynara cardunculus var. scolymus (artichoke), 981 nucleotides long. Its product is annotated as dof zinc finger protein DOF1.7-like. The coding region runs from base 310 to 981 and encodes 223 amino acids. Gene Ontology annotation, biological process: regulation of DNA-templated transcription. The transcript has a single exon. NCBI's taxonomy places the organism in Eukaryota, Viridiplantae, Streptophyta, Magnoliopsida, Asterales, Asteraceae. The record is from RefSeq and is a predicted model, not a curated record. Gene Ontology annotation, molecular function: DNA binding; DNA-binding transcription factor activity.